CAGCCCUGUCUUCGAUUUUGGCGCGCUGCCGCCCUAAUAAAGUAACGGAUGAAACACUUUGAAAGCGAUAAUUGAAAGGAUAAGUAACAGGUUAUUACUAAAAUAAUUAAAAUGUUUAAUUUGAAUCAACUUCCAGGACUCACGGACCUUGGCCCAGAAGAGCUGAUGCAGCUGAAGGAUAGAAUGGACAUGCUCAUGGAGAGAGUAUUGGACGGCAAUGAUUAUUUUGACCCCGGAGCGUUGGCGGUGAUGGAGACAACGCAGGCUUACAGCCUUAAUGUAGACGAAUUGUGGGUGCGUCAGGUGCCCCACAUUCACAAGAUUUUCGUCGUCCUCCUCGUGAGCGUUCAAUCUGGGAAGCUCACCCUAGUCUAUGCUGCAUGUCGAUGUGGUAUGCCUAAAAAGCGCAAAUACAUUAGCAACGCCGACGACCUACAGGGCGUACUCUUGAUGGUGCUGAGACAAGUGCCAAACCACUUGUAUCGGAACGUCGUAGCGAUUGUGAGCGAUCGCGCACCUGUAAACAUGCAGGCGCUCAAAUCGUUGCGGCGCUACAUCAAGUCGCCGACGGUUAUAUAUGAUGGCACACACCUGAUGCGCACGUUAAACAAAAAGGAAUGCCCAGAUCCUUUUGCGACUAAGGUGUUGCAGGAAUUGUUGUCCACCCUAUAUGAAAAGGAAACAUUCCGAAACCAUCUUUAUAUGAUCCGCGACAGUUGUCGGUCGCGAAAAUACGAAAACCUGGCGCUCAUUUGGGACUUCGUGAGCGCCUCGGAGGACAUAUUAAAGAAUGUAUUCGCUAUAGAUGGCAAUCAAUUCAACUUGUCCAGUCUAAUAAAUCACAGGCUGGAGCAAUAUGGGAUGGUGGCCAUCCGGCAUGUCCCUGAGAUGUCGCUCGAGGAGUCGAGGUCUGUGAAUGGAAUUGCUGCGUUCUUGGUGUAUGAGGCCACUAAAUAUAUGGAUGAGGAUGAGUAA
This is a messenger RNA of Drosophila willistoni, 975 nucleotides long. RefSeq lists its product as uncharacterized. The coding region runs from base 112 to 975 and encodes 287 amino acids. The transcript is spliced from 3 exons. The record is from RefSeq and is a predicted model, not a curated record. Lineage: Eukaryota; Metazoa; Arthropoda; Insecta; Diptera; Drosophilidae.